GGCAGGGCUGGGCUGGGCUGGGCUCCGCUGGGCUCGGCACGGCUCGGUUCGGCACGGCGGGGCUCGGUUCGGCUCGGAAGGGUUCGGUUCGGUUCGGCAGGCACCACGGUCCCCGGAGCCGCAGGGAUGGCACCCACGGGGACCGAGGCCACCCCGGCCCGCCGGUGAGGUGUCCCCCACCCCCUCCUGAGCCCCGAGCCCAGACCAAGGAUGAACAAACUGAGCUUCCACAACAACCGAGUCAUGCAGGACCGACGCAGCGUCUGCAUCUUCCUCCCCAACGACGAUUCUCUCAACAUCAUCAUCAACGUGAAGAUUCUGUGCCACGAGUUACUGGUGCAGGUGUGUGACCUCCUGAGGCUGAAGGACUGUCACCUCUUCGGGCUCAGCGUCAUCCAGAACAAUGAGCACGUCUACAUGGACCUGGCCCAGAAACUCUACAAGUACUGCCCCAAGGAGUGGAAGAAGGAGGCCAGCAAGGUCAGCGGUGAGGUCUUGCAUGGAGAGCUGACAGCAGUAAGGCCACCUCUGUCCCCGUCCCAGGGGAUCGACCAGUUUGGCCCCCCCAUGAUCAUCCACUUCCGAGUGCAGUACUACGUGGAGAAUGGACGGCUCAUCAGUGACCGGACAGCCCGGUACUAUUACUACUGGCACCUCAGGAAGCAGGUGCUGCAUUCCCAGUGUGUCCUGCGGGAAGAGGUUUACUUCCUCCUGACUGCAUUCGCCCUCCAGGCAGACCUGGGAGACUUCAAAAGAAACAAACACUACGGGAAGUACUUCGAGCCAGAAGCCUAUUUCCCCUCCUGGGUGGUUGCCAAGAGGGGAAAGGAUUACAUCCUGAAGCACGUCCCAAACAUGCACAAGGAUCAGUUUGCUCUGACAGCCUCUGAAGCCCAUCUCAAGUACAUCAAGGAGGCCAUCAGGCUGGACGACGUGGCUGUGCACUACUACAGGUUGUACAAGGACAAAAGGGAGGUGGAAGCAUCCCUGACACUGGGGCUGACGACACGGGGCAUCCAGAUCUUCCAGAAUUUGGAUGAAGAAAAGCAGCUGCUCUAUGACUUCCCCUGGACAAACGUGGGGAAACUGGUGUUUGUGGGGAAGAAGUUUGAGAUCCUGCCAGACGGGCUGCCCUCAGCCAGGAAGCUCAUUUACUACACGGGCUGUCCCCUGCGCUCCCGUCACCUCCUGCAGCUGCUGAGCAGCAGCCACCGGCUCUACAUGAACCUGCAGCCCGUGCUGCGCCAGGUCCGCAAGCUGGAGGAGAACGAGGAGAAGAAGCAGUACCGGGAGUCCUACAUCAGUGACACCUUGGACCUGGACAUGGAGCAGCUGGAGAAGCGGUCGCGGGCCAGCGGCAGCAGCGCCGGCAGCAUCCGGCACAAGCGCCUUUCCCGGCAUUCCACCACCAGCCACGGCAGCUCCCACACCUCAGGCAUCGAGGCUGACCCCAAAGCCAGGGAGAUGGGACCUGAGGAUGGCUUCUCAGCUGCCAGCACCCACCGUAAGCUGAAGACCUGCAGCUCCAUGACCAGCCACGGCAGCUCCCACACCUCCGGGGUGGAGAGUGGGGGGAAGGACCGGCUGGAGGAGGACUCCCAGGAUGAUGAAAUCGAGAUGCUGGUGGAUGACCCCCGGGAGCUGGAGCAGGCUGGGGAGCUGGAGGUGAGCCCUGAGAUGUGUGUCUACAUCACUGAGGACAUGCUGCUCUCACGCAAGUUCAACGGGCACUCAGGGCUCAUAGUGAAGGAGAUCAGCUCCUCCACCUCCAGCUCCUCGGAGACGGUGGUGAAGCUGCGAGGGCAGAGCACCGACUCCUUACCCCAGACAACGUGCAGGAAACCAAAGACCUCGACAGACAGGCACAGCCUGAGCCUGGAUGACAUUCGGCUCUACCAGAAGGACUUCUUGCAGCUUGCCAACCUCUGCCAGGACACAGCCCAGAGCUACACCUUUGGCUGUGCCCAUGGCCUGGAGGAAGAGGAGCUCUACUGCAAUGGCUGCUUGGCCCAGCAGUGCAUCAACAUCCAGGAGACCUUCCCAGUUAAAAGAACCAGCAAAUACUUCUCCUUGGAUCUCACCCACGACGAAGUCCCCGAGUUCGUCGUCUGAGUGCUGCGGGGGUGGGGAAAGGUUGGGGCUUCCCCCAAAGCAUUGGGGGCUGUCACCAUCACCUUCUCCCCCCGUCCCACACCACUCCAAAAAAACAAACAAAAAAACAAAUGAGACCAUGGAAACCACGGCGCUGGGAGGAUGGUCCUGACAGCAGGUGGGAUGGAUGGAUGGAUGGAGACCCCCUCAGCAUGGUGGGCUCACACCGGUGGUCCCCCAGCAUCCUUUCUCCUCUGGAUGAGUUUGUGCAAAGCACAAGUUGUCUUGUGUCCCCACAGAAGCUGGGGGGAGAGCCAGAUGUUGGAGCUAGCAGAAGCCAACCCGUGUUUUCUCACUGCCUUGUGGCCAAGUGGCCACUUCUGCUCCUUGCCCCCAUGCCCAGCGCUGCCGGCGGCUCCGGUUUGGUGGCUCGGUGGCAACUGGUGGCUUGGUGGCAAGUGACACUGCCGAAGAGAAAAGUGCCAGACUGUUGUGUUCAGAGUCAAAGCCAAAGAAAUGUAAAUAAAUACCCUGGAGGCCAGUAGGGGAAAAGGGAGAAUUAAGCAAUAAGAAGCCAGGGAGCUUCGGGUGAGGGGGAUGUUUCCUGGAGGAAGGCACGGCCAGCAGCUCCUGGGGCAGAGCAUCAUCCCACUUCUUCCAAAAAACAUGGCCAGGGCCAUCCCAGAGAGGUGGCUGGAGCCAUUUGCAGCUUGGUUUUAUUCUUUUUUUUAUUAUUUUUGAGGAAAAAAACCCAACCAAAAAAAAACCAAACCCAACCCACAAAUAAGAAGACAAGACAACCCACCCAGGAUAAAGAAAAGCAAAGGAGGUUGGAGGAAAAAAAAAAAGUCACCUGGAAGGCAAUACUGCAUCCAAGCUUGAAUAUCUAGAGGUUACAUACAUAAAUAUCUUGAGGGAUGGAUAUUUAUGUAUGUCUGGAUCUCACAGACCCAUUUGCAUUUUACUUCUGCUCCAAAAUGCCUUUUACACCCAGGAUCUGCCUCUCAUCUUUAACCAAGCCCAGCAACCACCCUCUUCUUUUUUCUUUUUGGAAGCACUAAGGUGAGCAAAGAGACUUUGGAGAAGAAUCCACGUGCCACCAGGUUGGGAGGGGGACAUUGGAUUUUUCCAAGGCUUUUCCUGCAUCUUUUAAACCUCUUCCGGUUGGAAUAGUUCUGCUAAAAGGAUGAUGGUGGCAAAAAUCAAACCAAGAAACAAACCAACUUCAGAGUGUGUGUCCUGCCCAGGUGGAGUAUUGACCAGCAGGUUUGGAGGGUAAAAAAGUUACAGCAGCAAAUACUCACAGCACAAAUGCCUUUUUAGUCAAUAUUUUUAAUUAAUUAAGAGUUUAGAGAUUUGACAGCCAAAGGUUUGCCAUGUUUUGAUACACCACCUUUUUUUUUAAAAAAAAAAAAACAGAUAAGAAAAAAAAAAAAACCCUGGAAACUUUUCUUAACAAAGAAAAAAUGUAUAAAGAAGCACAAUCUUAUUUUUAUAAGAAGUGUUGGGGGAGGGAAUGGAGAAAGGGGAGCUGGUAUCAAAGGGAAAAUGAAUGUGGAGCUCUUUAGCACAGUGCAAAGGAAAAAAAAAAAGGGGGUUUUAUUGGAAUAGGGGAGCUGGCAGGGGAAAGCAUCAGGAUCACAGUGCUCCAUUUCCCUGGCACAAUGGAAAAAGUAUGGAAAAAUGAUAAAAUAAUGUAGAGAGCCAAAUGCUGGCAGGGGGAGCAGGAGGUUGGUGACCCCUAAAGCUUCUUGAUCUCCCCCAAAGCUGCCCCAGAGGGAUGCUUGGGAGGUGAGGGGGGGAUCAGGGCUAUGUGCCCUGUUCUGGUGUGGGGGGAUGGCAGCAAACACCCCAAAAUUUCUCCUGUGGGGACAUCCAGGGGGGGAUGCUGAGGUGUGCUAGUGGCAGCCCCACUCCAAGCCCCCCAUCCACGUGUCUGUGGCAUGCAGGGGGUUGGUGUGUGCCCCAGCAGUGUGCUGGAAAAUCCCUUAAAUUCAUCCCCAAGAUUAUUUUGGUCCCUGACCCUCCCCACCUGAGUGUCCCCCAUGGCCCCCUCGCCUGCUGCUCCACGGAAACACCAAGUUGGAAGGAGAAAAAACAGGGAAAAUGUGUAAAGAAAUGCUGGAUGCUGUCCAGAAAGCAAUAGGAGGGAGGGUGGAAGGGCAGCAAGACCAAAGUCCCCCCACCCCAUUAUCCCACAGCUCAGACUGGAGCAUCCUGGGGUUGGGAAUGAUGCUGAGGACUCCCCUGUAGGGAAGAGGGAGAGGAGCAGGGAG
Calypte anna (Anna's hummingbird) is the source of this 4367-nucleotide messenger RNA. It is a transcript of the gene FRMD6, whose product is annotated as FERM domain containing 6. Gene Ontology annotation, biological process: positive regulation of hippo signaling. Bases 211 to 2112 code for a protein of 633 amino acids. The transcript has 14 exons. Gene Ontology annotation, cellular component: cytoskeleton; cytoplasmic side of apical plasma membrane. Lineage: Eukaryota; Metazoa; Chordata; Aves; Apodiformes; Trochilidae. The record is from RefSeq and is a predicted model, not a curated record.